This is a messenger RNA of Cladocopium goreaui, 1746 nucleotides long. The record is from the annotation of a GenBank genome assembly. NCBI's taxonomy places the organism in Eukaryota, Dinophyceae, Suessiales, Symbiodiniaceae.
AUGGCAUGGAAUCCGGCGAGGGCUGCACGGUUCCUGCGAGGGGAAGGAGCCAAUGCAGUUGCAAGCUUGCAAGAAAUGGUGGGGCAGCAACUGCAAGUCAACACAUUUCAUUUCAAUGCCAGCAUUGCAGCUGUUGGGCAUGCUCAAGAAUGGCAAGCAGCAAUUCAUUGCUUGAGAAUGAUGGAGUUGAACCAGGUGAAGAAAGAUGCAGUGACCUACAACACGUGCAUCACAAUUUGUACCAAAGUCUCCGAACUGCAGAAAUCCUUGGCCCUCUAUGGGGAUAUGAGUCGAUUUGAGGUGUCCAAGGACAGAUUCACCUACAGUGCCACCAUCAAGGUAUGUGAAAGGAUGGCACAGUGGCCACUGGUCAUUUGCUUACUGCAGGACAUGCAGCAGCGGAAUGUCACACGGGAUGAAGUCAUUUACAACGCUUGCAUUGCAAGCGUGAGGGAGAAGUGGGAUUUUGCCUUGGAAUUUUUCCAGGCCAUGGGACAGAGAAAACUGAGACAUGAUUCAGUCAGCUAUAAUUCCAUGAUCAGCUCCUGUGAACGUGGGGCCCAGUGGCAAAGAGCUUUGGAGUUGUUUCAGGAGAUGGGGAAACAGCAGAUUCCAAGAACCACCAUCUCCUACAGUAGCACCGCUAGUGCCUUUGAGAAGGGAAAACAAUGGACGCUGGCCUUCGAAAUGUUGGAACAGAUGGAUUUGGCGAAAGUUUUUAAGGAUGCAAUGGUUCACAAUGCGGCAAUGAGCGCCUGCGAGAAAAGCAGCCAGUGGCAAAAGGCGCAGUCACUUUUUGCUGCACUGCCUCCAAAGCUACGUGACAACUAUUCUUUCAAUGCUGUCAUGACUGCCUGUGCAGCCGGGAAGAAAUGGGAACAAACCAUCUCUUUGCUGGAGAUGAUGCAGAAAGACUUACUGCAGUGCGAUUCAUUUUCGUACGCUGCUUCAAUUGCAGCGUGUGGGGCAAGGCGCUGGACAAUGGCGUUGGCCCUUUUUUGGGAGGCUGAACGAAAGAAUCUUGUUGGCCGAGUUAUUUUCAACGAGGUCUUGGAUGCGAUUUGUGAGGAGGAGGAGAGAUCAGCCGAAAUCUUUCAGUUGGCAAGGCGUCGGAAGAUAUUUCCAGGCUUGUUGCACCACCUUGGUGACUUGGAUCUUCAUGACCUUUCUGUGGGUGCUGCCUUGGUGGCACUACGCUGGUGGCUGCAGGCUUCCCCUCCUGGUGAACGGUUGAACAUCAUCACAGGAGUGGGGAAGAGCAGGAAGCCAUGGAGGGAUGCCGACUUGCGAACAGCAGUGGCAGAUGUGUUGAGGAAGAUGAAGAUGAGACGUUUCCCCGCCAAAAUAUCUGGACGUUUUUUAGUGGAGAUUCCUGUGCGACCAGUGGCAGACCAGCAGCAAGCAACGGCGUUGAGAGCCCCGACUAGGUGGCUGAUGGAAGCCCGUGCCAGAUCUCGGAGACCCAGGUCGUCAUCACCCUCAGAGUCGAGGACGCCGAGGACGCCAAGAACACCCAGGGGUGGCAGGGACGUCUCCCUGUCACCGCGACAAGCAGCAUCGCCACGGGAGCUCAUUCGGGACGAAUGGCAACGUGGUUACCACACGGUUGGCAUCCCAUUGUCACCAAGGAGUUUGAAAGCUCAAACAGUGACAUUGCCAGGCGUUUCUCCCAGGAGCCGGGUGUUCAGCAUUGUUCAGCUAUGUUGGACUUGGUCUUCAGGUUUUCCUUGCAGAUUUUGCAGCUAG